Suillus subalutaceus is the source of this 854-nucleotide messenger RNA. RefSeq lists its product as uncharacterized. The record is from RefSeq and is a predicted model, not a curated record. The coding region runs from base 150 to 854 and encodes 234 amino acids. NCBI's taxonomy places the organism in Eukaryota, Fungi, Basidiomycota, Agaricomycetes, Boletales, Suillaceae. The transcript is spliced from 8 exons.
GUUGAUCCAUUGAGCAAAGAUCCGUUGAACAUUGGUUGAACAUGCUGAAAUUUUUUCAACUUUAACUUGACUUUGCUCAAUAUUUGAAUGUUUGAACAUUCUUGCGCAUCAGCUGCGCAGGCACCAUCACUUCAUGCGAUGACGUCGAUAUGCAGUGGACCAAUUAUGAUAUAUAUUGGGACAUUCCAUCCAUACUCGGUUCACCUCAGCUUUCUUCUUCCCUUCCAUCAUCUCGUCCUCCUCUCAGCAAAAUCUCGCUGUUGACCUCAACCGUCCUGACCUUUUCACGGCCUAAUCCAUCUGCUGAUCCCACCCACUCGACCGUAGUCAUCCAAGUAAGUGCUAUUUACGGCGCAUAUAUGCAAACAUUUCGAACAUUCUCACUACCAUUGUCCCGAUUAUCGACACGUCCAGCAGCUUCAACAGAUACACCGUUACAAGACAGUCGAUUGAAACACGAGAACGAGGUAGUUGUCAUUUUAAGGACUCCCAUGUACCAGAAGCUGAAGAAGAUCUUCCUCGUCACAUCUUUGCUGAAGUACCCCUGGCCGAGGAAGCUUGUGGUCCGUGGAUGGUUUCAAGGUGGCCCGGGAAGCCGCCUUAGACCUGACUCGCGCUUCAAGGUUGAAGCAAAACUGAGGUUUGGUACUACUUCGAGCCUGUGGGUUGCUCGUGAUUUGAGAAAGGACAACUAUGUUGCUCUCAAGAUAUUGAACGAAUACGCCAGCAAGAUCUACCGCUUCACUGGCGUCAGCACCCGCAUCAACAACAUUCUGGACAGCGUACUAGGCCCGGUCCAUCUGCACAGCUUCAAUGAAAAUUUUGUGGACUGUUGGCUACAGCCUGACCCCUGA